Molecule: messenger RNA, 1385 nt
Organism: Rhodamnia argentea
Lineage: Eukaryota; Viridiplantae; Streptophyta; Magnoliopsida; Myrtales; Myrtaceae
Exons: 8
Coding region: 75-1142 (355 amino acids)
Source: RefSeq, a predicted model, not a curated record
UUCCAUCCCAAUAGUUUUCGCGCGUGGAGCUUUUAGAUGGGAACUUUGAGGGGGAAGCACUAGAGAAGGGAACGAUGGCUGUCCACUGCACUUCCCUGCACUUUUCUUGCAAACUUUCCGCCAAGUCGCCAUCUUUAUCCCCAAUACAGCCUACCCAGUCAAUUUCGAUCCAUAAGGGCUCGAGCUACUUCAACUCAGGGGCAGUCAAGCUCUCCGCUCGCAGGUUGGAUGGUCUUGUUCCCGCUGUUGUUUCGGAAGGAAGCCCGAUUGAAACGAGCUCUUCCACCUCUGGUUUCUAUAAACUCACUUACUUAGAGGUGGGUCGCCGGAAGUUGCUUGCUUUGGACAUGUUGGUGAGUGUGUGUGACUUCUUGAUAUAUGUACAGGGGAACAGUUGGCUUUGGGAUGUGGGUGGGUUGAGGCUUUUGGUCGAUCCAAUCUUGGUGGGUAACUUGGACUUUGGCAUCCCCUGGCUCUACGAUGCUGCCAAGAAAUUCUUGAAGAAUUUUCAGCUCAGCGAUCUUCCUGAUAUUGAUUACGUGUUAAUUACCCAAAGCCUGGAUGAUCACUGCCACUUGAAGACCCUGAGGCCACUUUCGGAAAUGAAACCAGAUCUGAGAGUGGUUGCUACUCCCAAUGCCAAGUCUUUCCUGGAUCCCCUUUUCAGAAAUGUCACCUAUUUAGAACCUGGCCAAAGCUGUGAAGUGGAAGCAAGAGCGGGUCCAAAAGUCAGAAUUCAGGCUACUCCAGGACCAGUUUUAGGUCCUCCUUGGCAAAGGCCUGAGAACGGGUAUCUCAUAUCUCUACCAGGACAAUUGAGUCUGUACUAUGAACCCCACUGUGUUUAUAACAAGAGCUUGCUGGAGAAAGAACAGGCUGAUAUUAUUAUUACACCGGUUAUUAAGCAGCUUCUUCCAAAUUUUACCUUGGUCUCAGGGCAAGAGGAUGCUGUACAACUUGCUAAGCUGCUGCAGGCCAAGUAUGUUGUCCCAAUGAAGAAUGGAGACCUCGAUGGCAAAGGAUUUCUUGCUAGUAUAAUCCAGGCUGAAGGAACGAUAGAGUCGUUUAAGGAGCUCUUAUCUAAGGAAAUACCAGAUGCUCAAGUGCUGCAACCUACUCCUGGAGUGCCCCUCGAAAUAUAACUUUUGACUUGUUAUCAUCUUGAAGUGUAUGUUGACACGGCCAGUGGCCAUUUCAAGUUUCAACCGUUGCAGCUGCACUAUGAGCAAAGUGGACCAAUGCAGCCGUCUUGUUGGAGAAACUCGUUCUCAGGCUCGUACAUGUUAUCCUGUAAUGGUUGCCUUUGGGAUCCAUGAAUAUGUCCUAUGUAUAUACCAGAUAUAGAAAAUUUCCAGCACCUCGUACCUUGAUGGGUUUAGAAAGUA